AUGUUAAGGGUGGAUCGACAUAGGGGGCCAAGGCCAAUCACUCGAACAGGUUGCCUUGCUCGGUUGCGUGUGGCAUAUGAUGUAGUGACUAGAAGUUGGAGAGUUGUUGCAUUUGAAUCCACUCAUAAUCAUAAGUUAACUCCACAGCGGUUUGUUCAUUUUAUUCCUAAGUAUCGUCGACUGAGUGAAGCUGAUAAAGCGCUUGUUGAUGGCUUGCAUACAUGUGGUGUUAGAACAUGUCAUAUUUUGGGUUUUAUGUUGGGUCAGAAAGGUGGUCAUGAAGAUUUGGGAUUUAUUAAGAAGGACCUAUAUAAUUAUUUUAGUAAUGGAGCCAAGGCUAAAAGAGAAAAUGGGGAUGCUUUUACUUCUUUGUCUUGUUUACAGGCUAAAGCUGACAAUGAUCCGAUGUUUUUUUCGAAGUUUACCACAACAAAGGAUGGUUGUCUACAACAUUUUUUUUGGUCAGAUGGAAAUAGCCGAUUUGACUUUGAAUGUUUUGGUGAUGUGGUUGCAUUUGACACGACCUACAAAAAGAACAGGUAUAACAAACCGUUUGUUAUUUUUUGUGGGUACAAUCAUCAUGGUGAAACUACAAUUUUUGGGUGUGCUUUAAUUUCAGACGAAAAGACAGAGACAUAUAAGUGGGUUUUAAAUGCCUUUUCUGAAGCAAUGUUCCAAAAAUGUCCAAAUGUAUUUGUUACUGACGGAGAUGGUGCGAUGCAGGAAGCUAUUAGAGUUGAAUUUCCAAAUGCGUCACAUCGCCUAUGUUUAUGGCAUUUACAUCAAAAUGCUAUUGAGAAUGUCAAGAAUGAAAAGUUCCUAAAAGAGUUUAAGUCAUUGAUAUAUGCUAACUAUACCCCCAAGACAUUUGAAGAUGAGUGGAAGAGGAUUAUUGAUGAUAAUGGUCUAUCAGAGAACAAAUGA
Molecule: messenger RNA, 924 nt
Organism: Vicia villosa (hairy vetch)
Lineage: Eukaryota; Viridiplantae; Streptophyta; Magnoliopsida; Fabales; Fabaceae
Product: protein FAR1-RELATED SEQUENCE 5-like
Exons: 1
Coding region: 1-924 (307 amino acids)
Source: RefSeq, a predicted model, not a curated record